Messenger RNA from Phytophthora nicotianae INRA-310, 384 nucleotides. RefSeq lists its product as hypothetical. The transcript has 2 exons. The record is from RefSeq and is a predicted model, not a curated record. The coding region runs from base 1 to 384 and encodes 127 amino acids. Lineage: Eukaryota; Oomycota; Peronosporomycetes; Peronosporales; Peronosporaceae.
AUGAAGAGCUUGUUCGAAGCAUUUCCUGAAGGCAUUAUCGUGGAUUCGGCUCACCAUACACAUUCAAACUGCUACAAAUUGUUUAGUUUUGUUGUUCACGACGUAUUUGGCAAGAGUGAAGAAAACGUGAAUUUGACUCGUGUUUUGGAAAUGUUCAAAGAAAACAACAUUGGCCUCAAAAACAUCCAAGUUGUGAUGACCGACAAGGCGGUCCACGAGAAGGCCGUACUUUGUGAGAUGCUGCCCCAAGCACGUCCGUUGUUGUGCCAAUGGCACGUGAUUACUUGGCUUAAAAAGCAAGCUGCUCGCUACGUUGGAGCCGGAAAGGCGGACGUGAAGUCGUUACUUAGUAUACUGGUAUACGCUAAGAGCACAGAGGAGUAA